AUGUUUGUCAUAUUAAUUAUCUUUCUAACUAUUAUUAAUCCUUCAAUACAAUCAGAUCAACCAUCAUUAAAAUUAACAUUCAUUCCCGAUGAAGAAUAUUAUACAAGUGAUCAUCAAAUUGAUAUUCUAUGUGAAUUACUUAAUCCAAAUAAUAAUACAACAAUACCACAAUUAUGGUAUGUUGAUUUAAAAACUAGUAGACGUACACCAAUAAUACGUUUAUUUAUAAAUAAACCACCAGAUGAUGCACCGGAUUUACUUAAAAAAAAUUCUAAUAAACGUAUAGAAUAUAUUAAAAAAAAUCACUUACGUAUUAAAAAUUUACAAUUACAAGAUUCAGCGCGGUAUGACUGCGAUUGUCCUAAUUGUGAACAACAGCUAGAACCGCAAAGAAGAUUUUUACAAGUUAUGAGAAUAGUUAAACCUAGAUGGCAUAUUGAACCUGGUUGGCCAAUACAAGAAAAUGCUAAAACAACAAUAAAAUGUACAGUUGAUGAUUUCUAUCCAUAUGUAAGCCAUAAAAUAAUUCAUAAUCAUCACGAAAUGAAUGAUGGCAAGAGCGUCCUACCAAAUACUAAUACAUUUCCACAAAAAUUUUCUUGGGAAGCAAGUGUUACACCAACAGCUGAUUGGCAUAAUCAAACAUUACAAUGUACAGUUACUCAAGGUUUGUUUUUUUCUUU
Rotaria sp. Silwood2 is the source of this 683-nucleotide messenger RNA. The record is from the annotation of a GenBank genome assembly. NCBI's taxonomy places the organism in Eukaryota, Metazoa, Rotifera, Eurotatoria, Philodinida, Philodinidae.